AUGGCACUUACUAGUGCUCCGGGUUCUUCUACAAUCUCACUCAUGAGUUAUCAUGUUUUCUUAAGUUUUAGAGGAGAAGAUACUCGAACAAAUUUGACUGAUCAUUUAUACUUUGCAUUACUCCGAAAGGGAGUCGUAACAUUUAGGGAUGAUGAAGAACUUGAAAGAGGACAAGUUAUUUCUGAGAAACUCAUUAAAGCUAUUGGGCAAUCUCUGUUUUCCGUUGUUGUCCUCUCUCAACAUUAUGCUUCUUCCUCGUGGUGUUUGGAUGAAUUGGAAAAGAUUAUGGAAUCCAAACAAAACCAUGGGCAAACAGUUUUUCCAGUUUUUUAUGGUGUAGAUCCAUCUGAUGUACGACGUCAGAAAAACAGCUUUGCCACAGCUUUUGAGAAACACACACGCGUCUUUUCAGAGGAUAAAGUACGAAGAUGGAGAGAAGCUUUAACCAUGGUCGCUAAUUUGUCUGGUUGGGAUACCAGAAAUAGACAUGAAGGAGAAAUUGUCGAAGACAUUGCCAAGUUCAUAUGGAACAAAUUAUGUGAUAAAUUGCCAUCAAGUUUUGAACAUUUAGUUGGAGAUGUGCAAUCAAAGGCAGAGAGGAUAAUCUCCAGUUUAAAGAUAGGAUUGGAUGAUAAGUGCUUCAUAGGGAUAUGGGGUAUGGGUGGGAUAGGUAAGACAACUCUUGCUCGAGUUGUUUAUGAUUCAAUCCGAAAAAAGUUUGACACUCGUUGUUUUCUUGCCAAUGUAAGGGAAGAUUCCAAAAGGGUUGCCUUGGUUGGCUUACAAAAGAAACUUCUUUCUUGUCUUGGACUAGGAGAACCAGAAAUAAGUGACUCCUUUCAGGGACGAGAUGUCAUAAGAAAUUUCUUGUGCCAUAAGAAGGUUCUCAUUGUUCUUGAUGAUGUAAGCCAUAGACGUCAGUUGGAUAAUUUGGCUAGAAAUAAAGAGUGGUUUGGUGCAGGGAGCAAAAUAAUAAUAACUACUCGAGAUAUACAAUUAUUGACACAGUAUGAACAGUUUGAAGCAUAUGAAGUGGGGAGGUUAAGUGCAGAUGAGUCCCUUAAACUCUUCUGUCAGAAAGCAUUCAAAAAAGACGAGCCAAACCGAAGUUAUUUGGAUUUGUCCAGAGAAGUAGUUGAAUAUGCCAGUGGACUUCCUUUGGCACUUGAAGUCUUGGGAUCUUUUCUUUGUAGGAGAAAGCAAUCUGAAUGGAGAGACACAUUAGAAAAACUGAGGCAAAAUUUACAUCAUGAUAUUUUUAAUCAACUUCGCAUCAGUUAUGAUGGAUUAGAAGAUGAAGAGUACAGGAGAAUGUUUCUAGAUAUUGCAUGUUUUUAUAAUGGGGAGGCCAAAUCUAAGGUCAUAGGUAUAUUGAAAAUAUGUGGCCUUCAUCCAAUAAUUGGAAUUCAAGUUCUUAUAGAAAAAUCUUUGCUAGGCAUCCAGCUUGAAUCUAGUUUAGAUUCAAGGGAAAUUGCAGAAGAUCAUCAUUAUAUGCCAGAUGUUCUUAAAAUGUUGAGAAGGGACAUUUUCUUGCCAACAGAUUUCUAUGACACGUUGCUUCUUGAUGCUUCCAAAGAAUGUCUACAUAUGCACGAUUUGCUUCAAGAGAUGGGAAGAAGCAUUGUUUUGCAAGAAUCUCCUGGUGAUGCUAGUCGGCGCAGUAGAUUGUGGGUUUUAGAGGACAUUGAUCUUGUGUUGAAAGGAAAUAGGUCUUUGGGUAAGCUGAGGAUCAUUGAUUUGAGUGAUUCUGAUGACCUAAUAGAGACUCCAGAUUUCUCUGCAACACCAAAUCUGGAAGAGUUAGUCCUUACUCAUUGCAGCAACCUAGUUCGGAUUCAUGAAUCUGUUGGACAGUUAAAGAAGUUGGUUAAGCUACGUGUGGGAUAUUGCAUAAAUCUUGUAACUCUUCCAAGUUAUUUGGAAACAAAUAAUCUAGAGGAGUUUGUUCUUGGUGGAUGCAUAAAUCUUCAGAAACUUCCUGAAUUUGGCAGAAAUAUGGCAAAUCUAUACUUCUUGGAUGUGAGGAGCACUAGAAUCAAGAAGAUUCCUUUAUCCAUAAUUCAUUUAAUAAAUCUCAGAUAUUUAGAUGUGAGUGAUUGCAACAUGCUCAAGUCAAUGCCUGAGCUCCCUCCAAAUUUGAUCAUAUCUGGAAGCUAUUGUCCUCUGUUGAAGCUUACGACAGCUCUCGUACACCUAUACGACUCGCAUGUCUUUAAGGUUUCAUAUCUAUCUCUUCCUUCGUUUCUCAUACAUUUUUUUUAA
Molecule: messenger RNA, 2262 nt
Organism: Neltuma alba
Lineage: Eukaryota; Viridiplantae; Streptophyta; Magnoliopsida; Fabales; Fabaceae
Product: TMV resistance protein N-like
Exons: 3
Coding region: 1-2262 (753 amino acids)
Biological process (GO): defense response; signal transduction
Molecular function (GO): ADP binding
Source: RefSeq, a predicted model, not a curated record